This is a messenger RNA of Ostertagia ostertagi, 393 nucleotides long. Lineage: Eukaryota; Metazoa; Nematoda; Chromadorea; Rhabditida; Trichostrongylidae. The record is from the annotation of a GenBank genome assembly.
AUGGAUGGCUUGAAGGAAGAUGAAGAGAAGAAGUCGAAGGAGUCUGCUGCUUCAAAUGUGGUAGAAGAUAAAGAUUCAAAAGAAGCAUUAAAGAAGAAGAAACGCAAACGGAGAAAGCGGAAAGGUGACAUGGAUUUGGACGAAGAUGAGCUGGUGGCGCUGAGUCGAAAUACUGGAGCGGCGACCGCGAAUUUUGCAAUGGGGACUUCAGACGAUGAAAAAUUUAUGAUUCCUAUGGUUGCAAAACAUCCCGAAAUGGAUGCGAAAGAUUUCAAAGAGUCAGGCGCUUACGCAAGUCCUAUGAGCUCGGCUGAGAAGGCAUCUGAUAAGUCUGCUGAGAGGGUGGUUGAGAUGCCUGUCGAAGAACAACCUGAAAAGCAGACCCCCAGAAUG